ACAUACGAUUUUGCAUUUCUUUCUCUUCCGUUUCCAUUGUUUUUUUCGUUCUCCUUCCCUCUUCGAAUAAAGAGAAGGAAAAAACAAUGGCCGCCGCCAAACUCCUCCGUAUUCCCCUCCUUCUCAUCAUCUCCAUCGCUCUCUCCCUCCCCGCCCAGGCACAAAACGCCCCCUUCGACGACAAAGACGGCGGCGGCGGCUACGCCUCUGCUGUCAACACCAUAUCCCUCACCCCUGAGGCCUCUCCCGCCGCCGCCCCCUCCUCCUCUGACGAACCCGCUCCCGGCGGCUCCUACGACCCCUCCGUCGACGCCCAACCAGCUUCCGGCGACUCCUCGGCUGAUUCCUCCUCCUCCUCCACCGCCGGCGAUGACUCUUCUUCGGCGAAUUCCUCCACUACCGCCACCCUCCCCCUCAAGGCCAUUCCGUGGAGAAAAUCAGACAAUCUGGAUAACGAACCCAUAAUGUCUUACGACGUCCCGAAGGAUAAGCAGAAGAGCGUGAAUAUGUUCGUCCAAUCCACGAUGCAGGUAACCGAGGCGAAAACGCAGAACUUCAUCGACACCGUGAUCGAGAAGAGGCUGAACGAUCCCCAGAUCGGCACCUUCACCAAAGAUUGCCUCCGCACAUGCAAAGAGGUUUACGAGGACUCCAAGGACGCCAUGAAGAAGACGCUGGAGGAUGUGGACGGGGGGAACUACUACAAAGCCAACAUCGACGUCAGCGCCAUUUCCUCCGACGCCGAGACCUGCAAGGAGUGCGUCAAAAUGGUGUACGGCAAGGACCAGGAGUUGGACAAGUUUAACACGUGGGUCGACGGCGUUAUUGACCAGUGCCUCACCAUGAUCACCGGCUAUAAAGCUUAAUUUUCUCAUCCCAUGUAGCAACUUUACGUACAUACUACUUAUCAGAAAUGCAAAAUUAACAAAAAGUUAUAUUAUAUUUUUUCUUUGGUGGGGUUAACCCCUUCCAUACUGGAAAGGAUCAAGACAAACAAACCAAAUU
This is a messenger RNA of Ipomoea nil (Japanese morning glory), 1005 nucleotides long. RefSeq lists its product as uncharacterized. Gene Ontology annotation, molecular function: enzyme inhibitor activity. Lineage: Eukaryota; Viridiplantae; Streptophyta; Magnoliopsida; Solanales; Convolvulaceae. The coding region runs from base 87 to 866 and encodes 259 amino acids. The record is from RefSeq and is a predicted model, not a curated record. The transcript has 2 exons.